AUGUCGUCAGACCUCGCCAACAAGAUCCAGCAACAUACACUGUCGAACGUGACAGCUAAUUUUGUGAAAACUGUGAAAAACUUGGCUGAAGUGCAUGCUCAAGAUACGAAUAGAUUUGUCAAAUCAUGCAUGGCUCUAGGUAAGUUCAAAGGGCAAGAUGAGUUCCUGAGACAGUUACACUCAGAACUAAAUGCUAGUAGUGAAAGUGGUAUAGAUACGGCCGAGGUUUCUAGGCCAAAAUCAGUCUUUUUGCGGGAAGCUAAGCAGCCAAAGCGAUCCAUUCGCAGCACGAGACAUACCGGAAGUAGGGGCUUACAAUAUGAAGAUGAGGAAGAAGAGGGAGAUGUAGAUGAGAGUCUAGAAAUAUCUCAAGCACCUCUCUUACAACCACAAACUCAACCUGAAACUGCAAAGACUACGGUUUUCAAGAAACUUAGCAAGACAAAAGCUCAGAGGCUAAAGGAAUUUCCCGAAAUAAAACCAGCAUCGAUUAAAUCAAAUUCGUCCACUCUAAAACCAUCGUUUGAGGCUGCUGUGCCGGAACUCACGUCUUUCCAAAAAUCUGCGCUGGUAAUUGACCAUCCUGUCAUGAAGGAGAAUAAUGAUGAUGUGCCCCUCUCGGACGACGACAUAGAUAGUACGAAUGGCAAUCAGAUACUAGAAGAAGAUCGGGACUGGUAUAACUACGAUGAUUAUUAUAGUAAUGAGGUGUUCGAUACCCAAGGAGAUAGAAAUACUAAACUAUGGGAUAAGGAGGAUAACGAUCGGCGAGCAGAUAAAAAGAACCUUCAUCGUCGGGACACCAAUUCCGAAAUUCACAUAUCCACCAUGUCCUUAAGUCAGCGGCAAGCGUUUGUACCGCCUUUUCUAUCAAAAUAUGCCCAGGAUCCUGCGGGUUUCGCUGCGAUUGGCGGUAUAACAGACUCGCAAGACUCAUCAAGCCACAGAGUGAUAGACCCGAUACGCAAUCCUGAAAGCGAUUUUUCAAUGGGUGCGAAAAAGGGCAGUCGUUUUGUCGCUGAAAGACGUAAUAGAGAAGUUGUCAAGUCUAAAAUGCAAGAAACUGCAGAAUUAAAUGGAACCGCGAUUGGGCAAGUUAUGGGUGUUUCGGAAGGAAAAAAAAAUGCUGUAACCAUCGAUUCAGCCCACGCAGACCAAGCUAAAGUGUCGGAAACAUUUUCCGAGAUUCAAGCAGCCAGGAGAUCUUUACCGGCAUUCAAGGUACGAUCUGAACUACUCCAAAUUAUCAGAGACAACCAAGUAGUCAUUGUCAUUGGUGAAACAGGUUCAGGGAAAACAACUCAGUUGGCGCAGUUUCUAAGAGAAGACGGAUAUUGCCAAGAAGGCCAUAUGAUAGCUUGUACACAACCUCGUCGAGUCGCAGCCAUGUCUGUCGCCACAAGAGUUGCACUAGAAAUGGAUGUCAAGUUAGGACGUGAGGUAGGCUAUUCGAUAAGAUUCGAGGAUAAAACAAGCGAAUGUACUGAGAUUAAAUUCAUGACAGAUGGUAUAUUGCUGAGAGAAACUAUCACUAGCAGCACGCUUGAGAAAUACAGUUGCAUCAUAAUGGAUGAAGCCCACGAACGCUCUUUAAACACGGAUAUCCUAUUUGGUAUCUUUAAAAAUUUACUUUUUGCUCGCAGGGACCUUAAACUCAUUAUAACAUCAGCCACAAUGAAUGCCGCAAAGUUUUCUCAGUUUUUCGGCUCUGCUCCAAUGUUUACGAUUCCUGGGCGAACUUUCCCAGUACAGACUAUAUUUUCCAGACAUCCUGUUAGUGACUACGUUGAGUCUGCAAUAGUACAAGCCACCAAAAUCCAUUUGUCUACCCCGAUUACAAGUGGUGACAUUCUUAUUUUCAUGACCGGGCAAGAGGAUAUCGAAGCUACUUGUGAAGGAUUGCACGAAAAGCUUUCAGAGAUUACCGCCAGAAAAAAACUGGAGUCUUCUAACUUGUCCGAGGUAGACGACAUUCUUAUUUUACCAAUUUACUCAGCUCUACCUGCUGACAUCCAGGGAAGGAUUUUUGUUCCGGCACCAAACAAGCGAAAAGUGGUAGUAGCCACAAAUAUAGCAGAAACAUCUUUGACCGUAGAUGGCAUCAAAUACGUUAUUGAUUGUGGAUACUCUAAAUUGAAGGUAUACAAUCCACAAAUCGGUUUGGACAGUCUUCAAAUGGUGCCUAUAUCGAUGGCUAGUGCAAAUCAAAGAUCGGGAAGAGCUGGACGUACGGGCCCAGGUGUUGCUUAUCGGCUAUUCACUGAGGACUCGUUCUUUGACGAUAUGUACGUCCAAACUAUACCAGAGAUACAGAGGACAAACUUGUCUAAUACAUUACUGCUGUUAAAGUAUUUGGGUUUUAGUGAUCUGAUGUCUUUCCCAUUUGUCGAUCCACCGCCGGAACAGAUUAUGCUUUCUUCCUUAUUUGAAUUGUGGACUGUUGGUGCGCUCGACAAUUUUGGAAAUUUAACAAAGCUAGGGCGACAAAUGGCAGCAUUCCCUUUACAGCCAGCGUUAUCCAAAAUGUUGCUGAACGCCGCUCAGAGCGGAUGUAGCGAAGAAGUAUUGACGAUUGUGUCCAUGCUAUCAGUUCCUCAGAUCUUCUACAGACCAAAAGAAAGACAAGAAGAGUCGGACCAGGCUAGGUCAAGAUUUUUCGUACCCGAAUCAGAUCAUCUAACGCUACUAAAUGUUUAUGCUCAAUGGAAAGCCAACAAUUUUUCGUCAGCUUGGUGCAGGCGUCACUUUCUUCAGUUUAAGUCUUUGCAAAGGGCGAAGGACGUACAAAGUCAAUUAUCAAUGUUGAUGGAGAGAAAAAGCGUGCCCAUUGUCUCUUCGGGUACUGAUUGGGACGUAAUUAGGAAAUGUGUUUGCUCCGGAUACGCUCAUCAAGCAGGUAGACUAUCGGGGUUGAGCAAAUACGCACACUUGAGGAACGGCAUGGAAAUGCGUAUACAUCCAGCCAGUGCUCUUUUUGGUUCAGGUGAUUUGCCCUCUUAUGUCAUCUAUCAUGAAAUGUUACUCACAACUAAUGAAUAUAUCAAUAUGGUUACCGCCGUGGAUCCAUUUUGGUUGAUGGACUAUGGGCUACUGUUUUACAAUGUCAGCCGGAGAAAAGAAGAUGAGGAGGAUAUAACUCUUUACGCUGAAGACCGCCGACAGCCUCCCAAAGACAGCAUCGACUUGGAAAUAGAGCGAGCAGUGAUGAAAAAGGAGCAAGUGAAACGUGAAUUGAUUAAAGAUCGAAAGGUCAUCAUGGCAGAGCCUGAAAGUAAAUCAUUGAAUGCAAAAAUGCAAAGCGGUAGAGAUGAGUCUAAAUCAAAGAUUGGGUUUAAAAGAAGGAGGCCCUAA
Messenger RNA from Lachancea lanzarotensis, 3351 nucleotides. It is a transcript of the gene PRP16, whose product is annotated as LALA0S01e17942g1_1. The record is from RefSeq and is a predicted model, not a curated record. Gene Ontology annotation, cellular component: spliceosomal complex; intracellular anatomical structure. Gene Ontology annotation, molecular function: RNA binding; ATP binding. The coding region runs from base 1 to 3351 and encodes 1116 amino acids. NCBI's taxonomy places the organism in Eukaryota, Fungi, Ascomycota, Saccharomycetes, Saccharomycetales, Saccharomycetaceae. Gene Ontology annotation, biological process: mRNA splicing, via spliceosome. The transcript has a single exon.